UUGAAAAGUUCUUGAUCGUAAACCACAAAUAUCUUGUAUGGAUUUUGACGCUUAAUAUGGCAGAGACGAAUAUGUUCUUUAGGCCUACUGAGAAAGAAGAACAAGAUACAGAGUUUGUGGGUAUAAGUCUCCGGACAUGGACAGUGAUCGGUCCCCUCGUCCUAUUGCUGGCCACUCUCAAAAGUUCGCUGUUUGAUGAAGAGGCCUGGAGUGUAUAUGAGUACCGCGUGAUCGGAUACGUCGCCGAGUUUUGCCUCGUUGUGACGUUGUGCUUCACACUCUACAGGAUCGCCCAGGUGUGGUAUCUCCGGAAGUACAAACUGACAAUUAUAACUAUACCGGAAGUGCAAUUUGAGGAAGAACAACCAACAGGUAACUGUGAAUAUGAACCAGAAGUGAAGCCAGCGGUCGCGUGCCAGACUGACACGCGCAAUUAUGCGGAGGAGGUGGAAAGGAUGAAAACACGACAUAGCAAGGAAAUCCGAACUAUCAACCGAGAGAUCCGGAUGAUGCGAAGACGGUACUCGGAAAAACUGUCGACGGCCCGCGAUCUGGUGAGGGAGACGGAUGCCCGCCUGUCUAGUCUACAGCUCAAGGUUCCUCAGCUCCUUAAAGAAAAGUCAUCCCUGGAGGACGAGAAGGAGGCGAUAGAGAAACAACUCCAGGAGGAACGAUUACGUCAACAGGAACUUAUGUCAAAGUUCAACAAACUCCACAACCAAAUGGCUCACCCAAAUUUGGCAAACCGAAUCUACAACAGCUAUCUUUGAAAAUGGACAUACUUGUACAUAGAACCUCCUCGGGUUAAUCUUAACUGCCAAUAAUAGACGACGUCAUGGCCAGCAGAAACUCCUAUGACCCCCAACAAAGAAUGAAACUAACACUCAAGCACGAACUUCAGGUUAGCAGUAACUGCUGAAACUAUCUCUAAGGCACAAUCUAAUUAAAAUCAUAUCCUAAUUCCCGUUUCUCUACGAUACUCUGAACGGGAAUUAGGAUCUGAUUUUAAUUAGACCGUCUAAAAGACAACAUCGUGGUUAACAGGGAUCAUCAUAACCACCGUAAAAGGGAGGUACAGAGCCUAGCAUGGACUACCAUAGCAACCCAUAAAGAAAAAUAUAGAGCCUAGCAGGGACUACCAUAGCAACCCCUAAAGGAAGGUAUAGAGCCUUGCAGUCUGUACAUAGUAAAUACAAUCUGUACAUAGUAAAUACAAUAUGUACAAAGUAAUACAAUCUGUACAUAGUAAAUACAAUCUGUACAUAAUAAAUACAAUCUGUACAUAUUAUUUUCAUAAGGUUACAGCAGCAUUCAAAGGAGUGUAACAUCACUGUGAGCGAAGGAUACACUGACAUGUGUUAGUGUAAUUUUAAUUUAAUACUCUAUUUCAAAUUUAAUUUGCUUUAUAAAUGCACAUUGCUAAACUUUGAGUUAUAGUUUUGUUCUCCGAUGAAAUAAGUUCUACAAAUUUUACAUAUUUGGUCGGAUUAAGUAUCUUAUGUAUAAAUAUUUUGACCUAUUUUUAGAGUAUAAUGGCCAUUCCAUAAUAAAAUGGUAUUCAUCUUCAGCCUGAGCACAUGUAAUACAGAACCGUAAGUAUGACGUCGUGAAUGUAGAACGAGGCUUUUAAAUCUUACACUCGAGUUGACAUUUCUCCGCCUACAACACGCUGGAGUGGUAAAUGAUCUAUAUAAUACCUUUCUUUCAUACCUGCUAAUUGCGAAAUAUAUACGUGCUUGAAAAUAGGUACAAGAAAUGUUUAUUACAUGUACAUGCAUUAAUCAGUAAAAUCAUACAGUUUCCACAAGAA
Molecule: messenger RNA, 1810 nt
Organism: Mizuhopecten yessoensis (Yesso scallop)
Lineage: Eukaryota; Metazoa; Mollusca; Bivalvia; Pectinida; Pectinidae
Exons: 5
Coding region: 57-770 (237 amino acids)
Source: RefSeq, a predicted model, not a curated record